AGAGCGCUGCGGUGGCGCCGGGAGUGACCCGCACGGCCCGCUCCUGCCGCCGCCGGGCCGCGGCCAUGCUGCGGGCCUGCCGCCGAGCCGCCGGUGCUGCGGCCAUGCUGCGGGCCUGCCGCCGAGCCGCCGGUGCCGCGGCCGCGCAGAGCAGCUGGCAUGGGAGAGUGUCACUCCGUCCAGUACGACUGUGCCGUGGAUAUGCCACCUCCUCAGGAGAGUCUGGUGUCUCUGUAGGCAAAAUCAUUGGUGCAGGUCUCCUGUUUGUGGGUGGAGGAGUAGGUGGAACCGUCCUGUAUGCCAGCUAUGAUACACAAUUCCGGGAGAGCGUAGAGAGGGCUGUUCCCUACUCUGAUAAGCUCUUUGAGAUGGCACUUGGUCCUGCACCUUAUACUGUACCCAUGCCAAAGAAACCUAUCCAGCAAGGUCCUCUGAAGAUCUCAUCUGUAGCAGAAGUAAUGAAAGAGUCUAAACAGCCUGUUAACAAAUCCCAGAUGGGCAAAGCAGAAGCUUUAGCUCCCUCAGAGGAAAAAGAAGCAGGCAAGGCUGCAGCACAGAUCAUCUCUGCAACUGGUGUAGCCAUGUCAGUGCCAGCUCCAGGGAUACAGACUGAAGAAGGUAAAGAACAUGAAGGUUCCCGUGUCAUAAAGGAAAGGUCACCAGAAGAAGUUGCAGCCCGGCUUGCCCAGCAAGACAAAGAGGAGCAGGAGAUGGUAUCAGCUCUUGCAGCAACUUUAGAAGGAGCCCUAAGUGCAACAGCCCGUACAACCCUGCAGGCCAUCACUGCCCAGGAGGCUGCUGUGCAAGCAGUGAAUGCCCAUUCACAGAUACUGAAGGAGGCCAUGGACAAUUCUGAGGAUGCUGGGGAGAAAAAACCAUCCCAGUGGCGCACCCUGGAGGAGGCUCUGAAGGACCGGAGGAGAGCAGUGGAUGAGGCUGCUGACGCCCUCCUGAAAGCCAAAGAGGAGUUAGAGAAGACAAAAGGUGUAAUCGAGAAUGCCAAGAAGUCUCAGGUUGCAGGAGCCAAACCUCACAUUACUGCUGCAGAAGAAAAUCUUCGUCAUAUGAUAGUGGACUUGGACAAUGUGGUGAAAAAGGUUCAGGAAGCACAGUCUGAGGCCAAGAUAGUAGCUCAGUACCAUGAGCUUGUGGCUACAGCUAGAGAAGAGUUUCAGCGAGAGCUGGACAGCAUCACCCCUGAUGUGAAGCCUGGCUGGAAGGGGCUGAAAAUAACUGACUUAGCUGGCCAGCUGUCCACAGACGACCUGAACUCGCUGAUCGCCCACGCCCAUCGCCGCAUCGACCAGCUGAACAGGGAGCUGGCAGAGCAGCGGGUCAGGGAGCAGCAGCACAUCGAGUCUGCCCUGGAGAAGCAGAAACUUGAAGACAAAAAAGCGUUUGAAGCAGCCGUGGCCAAAGCGCUGGAGCGGCACAAGAGCGAGAUCGAAAUGGAACAGGAGAAGAAGGUUGAGGAAGUGCGAGAGGUGAUGGAGAGCGAGAUGCGGACCCAGCUGCGGCGUCAGGCGGCUGCUCACACCGACCACCUGAGGGACGUUCUGAAGAUCCAGGAGCAGGAGCUGAAGGUGGAAUUUGAGCAGAAUUUGUCAGAGAAACUCAGCGAGCAGGAGAUGCAGUUCAGACGCCUGACUCAGGAGCAGCUGGACAACUUCACCUUGGAUAUCAACACUGCCUAUGCCCGGCUGAAAGGGAUCGAGCAAGCUGUUGAGAGUCAUGCAGUAGCAGAAGAGGAAGCCAGGAAGGCCCACCAGCUGUGGCUUUCUGUGGAAGCGCUCAAAUACUGCAUGAAAACAGCCUCUGGGGACAGUCCCACAGAACCUCUGGAGGGCGCUGUGAAGGCCAUCAAAGCCAGCUGCUCCGACAACGCCUUCACGGAGACCCUGACAGCAGCUCUGCCCCAGGAGUCCCUGACGCGGGGCGUGUACAGCGAGGAGGCCCUCAGGGCUCGCUUCUACACUGUCCAAAAACUGGCAAAGAGAGUGGCCAUGAUCGACGAAACCAGAAACAGCCUCUACCAGUACUUCCUCUCCUACCUGCAAUCGCUGCUGCUGUUUCACCCGCAGCAGCUGAAGCCACCGGCCGAGCUCAGCCCCGACGACCUCGACACCUUUAAGUUACUGUCUUAUGCUUCCUACUGCAUCGAGCACGGGGACCUGGAGCUGGCAGCUAAAUUUGUCAACCAGCUGAGGGGAGAGUCGAGGCGGGUGGCGCACGACUGGCUGAAGGAGGCACGGAUGACCCUGGAGACUAAACAGGUGGUGGACAUCCUGACAGCCUACGCCAGCGCCGUGGGAAUAGGGACGACGCAGGUGCAGUGAGCAGGGAGCGCAGUUCUGGAGGCAGCUGUGCUGGGAAGAAAUCCCAGCAUCUCCAGAGGGCUGGCCAGCCAAGCUGCUGGAGGGGCUGGACGCAUUCCAUCGAAGCGCGGGUACUGUCUGGUUUCCUUGCACUGUAUUUAACUUCACCACCUGAUGUCAUUUGUAUUGGUUUUUCAGUUCCCGUGACAACCAACUGCAGGAAGGUUCUCUACGAUUCAUGUAAUAAUUUUGCUCCCCCAUCUUACCAAGUGGGCUUGUGAUCCAACCCAAAUGAUGUUUGUAACCUGCCAGUCCUAAUUUGCCACUUUGUCAGCUGAAUAAAACAAGACUUCAACCACUUUA
Apus apus (common swift) is the source of this 2678-nucleotide messenger RNA. It is a transcript of the gene IMMT, whose product is annotated as inner membrane mitochondrial protein. The transcript is spliced from 15 exons. Bases 66 to 2336 code for a protein of 756 amino acids. Gene Ontology annotation, biological process: cristae formation. NCBI's taxonomy places the organism in Eukaryota, Metazoa, Chordata, Aves, Apodiformes, Apodidae. The record is from RefSeq and is a predicted model, not a curated record. Gene Ontology annotation, cellular component: MICOS complex.